Molecule: messenger RNA, 348 nt
Organism: Rhizophagus irregularis DAOM 181602=DAOM 197198
Lineage: Eukaryota; Fungi; Glomeromycota; Glomeromycetes; Glomerales; Glomeraceae
Source: RefSeq, a predicted model, not a curated record
AUGGCGUUAACUAAGAAUAAAGCUCAAGUUCAGGAACAGCUUGAUGGAGUAGAAAAUAAAAUUCAAGAGCGCAUUAGAGGAAUCGAAAAUAAGAUUCAAGAUUUGGUCAAUAUAAUUGAAAGUCUGUGCGACAGCCGUAAGACGUUGAUUUUCGCAUCCCUCGUUCGAGAUGAACUUGAACAUGCUCAAGAAAAGCGGAAGGCGGACGAGGCGUUCGACUAUGAGUAUGGAUAUGUAUAUGGCAUUGUCACGACAGAGCUUGAAUUAUUGAGACAGCACAUUGGUGAGCUUGAAGCUAAGAACGCCAAGCUUGAAUCUGAGAAAGCUGAGAUUGAGCCGAGCUUCUAA